Paramuricea clavata is the source of this 1418-nucleotide messenger RNA. Lineage: Eukaryota; Metazoa; Cnidaria; Anthozoa; Malacalcyonacea; Plexauridae. The record is from the annotation of a GenBank genome assembly.
AUGAAGGCCUUUCACGAGAAAAUUAAAGUUAAAAGAGAUGGAGAAGACAUCGGUGUUUUUGACGAUGAUUCUGAAAUUUGCUUUAAUAAAAAAAAUUCUGUGGUAGCAGAGAAAAACCGACACAUACUUUUUUCCUCCAAUGAUCACAUUGUGUUCAUGUUUGCCGAAUAUCAAAUUGGAUUUUCCAAAGUGCCACUGAUGUUGGAUUUCAAUGCAGCAAACAAAAGUGUCUGUGUGGAUUUAUCACAAAAGAAAAACAAUAAACUGCAAAAAAAAAUGACCACAUUCAAAGCCAUAACGACAGUGUCAGAUUCACCAUAUGAUGAUGUUACCACUGGCAAUGGCCAGCCAAUUUUUUUCAGCUACAGCGGAGGAUUUGAUCGUCUCCAUGGAGGCAAAGUCAGUGACACCUAUGUUGUUAAAAGAACUUGCAAAAGAUGCGUCAUCAACAAUUAUGACAGUGAUGAAAAGUCUGACUUGCACUUCAUAGAGGAAACAUUCACAAAUUUGAAAGCAACAAAAAGCAAAGAAAAUCUAGUAAUUCGUUUAGCUCUGAGUCGAUCAAAUGCAGAAAUUGAACGCUGGUUCAAUUCGAUAUAAUAACUUUGCUCAUAAACGAAAAAAUGACAAACUGGAACCAACAGAAGUGACAAAAGAUCCAGACAAAUGCCAAUGUAAAGAAAGGGUUUGUUUUGAAAGUAUGUUCACAUACGAUCUCAACAAGAAUCCGUAGGAAAAGUGGUUAGAUUCAAACUGAACUCGAGCAGCUGCAGCUACAGAAUUUUUGUAAAUGGUCUGAAGAACUACCUUCACACAGGGCCCUUCAGUGCCUUCAGUGAACAGCAUUUGAAUGGGGGAAAUCGAUUGGACAGAUACGUUUUUAAUUAUGGUUAUGCAGAAUUUAAUGUGAUAAACAACUUUGCGCAAGACAAAAUUCAAGACACUGCAACUGGAGUUAAUUUUUGAAGAUAUUCAGAUUCUCUUUGACAACAAAUACAAUGUUUAUUUAGCAUCCAUAAAAAAAUCCUGGUCACUGAUUGUCAAACUAGAGAACUAUUCUUUUAGAGAAGAUUCUCAACACAUUGAUGUAAAACAGUCACGUUUUCCAUAAUUGAAACAUUUCCAUAUUUUAAAGUUCUGUCUGUCGACCUUACUUCCGAUCGUUCUUCAACAACAUACGUGCCUCUAUGCCUCUCUUCUGCUGUAAGCUUGAAAGGGUCAAAUUGAAAACAACAUUUUAGGUGACUUCUGAUUAUCUGUGUGAAGGAGCAACUGGAUCAUCCAUUGAUGGAAAAGAAUGUGAUGACAAUGUCAUUGGUGGUCCCAGCGAUGACAUCCUGUCCUGUGGUCUGGGAAAUGACGUUAUUAAUGGUGGCAAUGGCUCCAUUUAUGGAGGGAAUGGAAUGGACGAUCUUUGA